This is a messenger RNA of Ambispora gerdemannii, 1876 nucleotides long. The record is from the annotation of a GenBank genome assembly. NCBI's taxonomy places the organism in Eukaryota, Fungi, Glomeromycota, Glomeromycetes, Archaeosporales, Ambisporaceae.
AUGGGUGGUGAUUCUAUUCGUGCGAAUUUUAUAAUGUGGUUUUUCAGGAGAUUUGGGAGGUUUAUUCUAUUGAGUUUGUGGCCUGCUGGUGUUUGCGCUAAGCAAUACCUUGAAUUUUACGCCUUGAGAAGUGAUAGUAACGAUAAUCAAAUGGAGGAAGGCUGGGGUAAGCCUCCAGAAUCUAAUUCAUCUGAUUGGGGUCCAGAACCCACGAAUUGGAAUACAGCUUCCGUGACAAUGAAUGUUACAUCUAACAACAACGAAAGUACAAAUAACGAUGGUCCCUCUCAACAGCUGAUUGAGUCCAAUGACAAUGUUGGGUUCGAAGCUGAUAAUUGGGACCCAAGCUAUGAUAAUGUAAAAUCCAAAAAACAAAUAGUGCGUGCGAAUACUGAUGAAGAGUUAUUCGCAAAUAAACAAAGACAUGACAAUUCACUUGUUGAGCUGGAAUGUGAUAAAAGAAACGAUGCUAAUAAACGAAUAAUUGAAGCAUCAUCUACUUCAAUUUCUCACAAUACUCGAAAAGAUGCUUCUACCCAAACUGAACCCGGAAAAUGGAUACCUGCAUCGAGUAUUAUCGAUGUCGAUCAACCACACGAGAACACACUGAACACGAAUCCUGAUCUAACGCAGAAGCCAACUGCAGAAAAAAUCAAAACCAAACCUCAGUUUUCGAUCGACAUACCACAGAGCUCAUCCUAUCAAACAUCGUAUCCUCCGGUAGCUUGGGGUAUGGCUCGUGACAAGAGUGUCUAUUCUCCAUCACGGAGUCCGACAUUUGCUUUUAAAUAUUUAGCUACGGACUUCGAUACUAACGUUGAACAUAAUAUUAUCCCUGAAAAUUCGUCAUCAGGGAUCGAUUCGUCUGAUACGGCUGUAAAACCAAAAACCGACUCUACAUCGAAUCAAGAAGAGAAAAUUUUUGAUACCGAUGCAGCUACUAAUUUUACUACUAAACAAACUAGUGACGGGGGAAAAUCAGAAGAUGACCAAUGGAUUCGAUCGGCGGUCGACGAGACAGUUACUCCUGCACAUACUCAAAAAACUGAAGAAUUAGAACCCAAUGCUCCAAUUCCGGACGUCCAAUGGCAUCAAGAUAACUCUUCAAAAGCAAAAACCGAAGCUGAAAAACCAAAUACCACGAAUACUAUUGAAAAAAAUAAUGAGUUGGAAAAUUCACCAAAUUCCAAUUCUUCCACUGUAAAAGCGAUGGCUUCAGAGAAGGGUAACGAGAAUAAAGUCAUAAUUGAAAAAGAUGCUUCUAAAGACGUUUUUGGUAAACAAAUAAUGGAAUGGGAAAAAUCAAGAUUCAAUAUGACGACAAAUACUUCUAUUGAUUCGUGGAUUCGAUGGAGCUCGAUAAAUAAUAAAGAGCCACCCGAAAAUUCGAAACUAGUCACAGAAGAAAAGAAACCUGACGAUUCAUGGGCUCACUCUUCUAAAAAUAAUCAGACAUCCGACUUUGGGUGGAGUGCUAAUACAAAAAACUCAGCACCAGUUAAUAACGAUGGUGAUUGGGCGCAAAAGGCGGCAAAUUUCGAAGCUGAAUUAAAUCAGAAAAAACCAUUUGUUAAGACAAAUGCUAAUGAACAAACGUCCACCUCGAGUUGGGGAGCUAAACCAGAUGUGUUGUCAGCACCGGUUAAUAAAGAUAAUGGAUUUGGUUGGGAAUCUAAACCAGAUGUAUCGUCAGCAUCGAUUAAUAAGGAUGACGGUUUUGGUUGGGGAUCUAAACCAGAUGUAUCGUCAGCAAAUGGAUUUGGUUGGGGAUCUAAACCAGAUGUGUCGUCAGCACCGGUUAAUAAAGAUAAUGGAUUUGGUCGGGGAUCUAAACCAGAUGUGUCGUCAGCACCGGUUAAUAAAGAUGACGGAUUUG